AAAUAAGAGUUUACCUAAAGGUUGUAAACACAAAAUCAUCAUAAAAUUUAAAAAAAAUUUUUUUUAUCUUAUUCUCAAAUCUCAAUUUAUUACACACAUGAGAUUUUUUUGUUUUAACCGUUUCGCCCUUUUUUUCCUUAUUCUCUUAGUAUUCAUUUAUUAUGAACAUUAGCUUCUGCUUCGAACUGUGAUGUAAUAAAUGGAUAUUUGAGUAAAAUCUCCAAAAACUGAGUAAAAUACAAAAUUAGAAAAAUGUAUACUUAUUCUACUUAACAGUGAAGAUUUAAUCAGCGGAAUGAUUUCUGUAGCUUAUUGGUUUGGUCUAACAGAAGACGACAAGUAGACAAAUGGAACAAACAAUACAUUUGCCUAGAUAAUUAUUUAUUGUGUUCCAAUAUCUACUAUUAAUUGAGGGCACUUCAUAGAGUAAAGUGUAUUUUUGACGCCAGUAUAUAAAGAAUACAGACUAAUAAUGUCAUGAAUUUUGUAUAAUAUAUUAUAAUUCUUAUGAUCAAUUGGAAUAUGGGUUUUACAAGUAUCUUAGGAAAGACAUUAGGAUUUGCUGGUUGUGCUUUACAAUAUGCCUGUUUUACGCACUGUACUUUUGAAUAUGUGGGUGAUUUUGUAAUGUGCUCAGGUCCUUCAAUGGAACCAACUUUGGAGACCAACAACAUAUUAUUUACUGAACAUAUAACACCUCGAAUGCAAAGGUUACGUCGUGGGGACAUAAUUAUAGCAAAGUGCCCCACAAAUCCAAAGCAAAAUAUAUGUAAACGAAUUACAGGACUCCCUGGUGACAAAGUUAAGGGCCACUUUAUGAGAAGUCAGUAUGUGCCCAGAGGUCAUGUAUGGCUGGAAGGAGACAAUUCUAGUAACUCUUCAGAUUCUAGAAUUUAUGGAGCUGUUCCUCAGGGCCUAAUACGCAGUCGAGUAGUAUGUAGAGUUUGGCCGUUAGAUAAAAUUAGUACUCUGACUCAAGUGUAGUGAGUUGUCCAGUUUGGUAGAUGAAUUGUGUAAAUAAAAGAGGAAGAUAAUAAAAAAUAUAUAUUAUUAAAAAA
Molecule: messenger RNA, 1058 nt
Organism: Pieris brassicae (large cabbage white)
Lineage: Eukaryota; Metazoa; Arthropoda; Insecta; Lepidoptera; Pieridae
Product: mitochondrial inner membrane protease subunit 1
Exons: 2
Coding region: 508-984 (158 amino acids)
Cellular component (GO): mitochondrial inner membrane peptidase complex; membrane
Molecular function (GO): serine-type endopeptidase activity
Source: RefSeq, a predicted model, not a curated record